This is a messenger RNA of Panicum hallii, 1242 nucleotides long. Its product is annotated as probable glutathione S-transferase GSTU6. Bases 232 to 942 code for a protein of 236 amino acids. NCBI's taxonomy places the organism in Eukaryota, Viridiplantae, Streptophyta, Magnoliopsida, Poales, Poaceae. The transcript has 2 exons. Gene Ontology annotation, cellular component: cytoplasm. Gene Ontology annotation, molecular function: glutathione transferase activity. Gene Ontology annotation, biological process: glutathione metabolic process. The record is from RefSeq and is a predicted model, not a curated record.
AAGAUGUGCACACGCGUCUGUUCUGGGAAUUGUCUCCACGAAACUGUAGAGGAUUCAGAGUUCAUCAGCGCAGGCACCACUUUAAUUACGUGCCUCAUUGCUAUUGACCAUUGACCAUAUCAACCCGAUCCUUCUGUUUCCGGCCUUGAUAAAGAGCCCCUCGAAUCACCAGAGAGCACUCCAACAUUCAGAACCACGAUCGUUAGCAGAGCAAAGACACUAGUGCAGGAGAUGGCGGGAGACGGCGAGCUCAAGCUGCUGGGGAUGUGGGCGAGCCCGUAUGUCACAAGAGCGAAGCUCGCGCUGCAGAUCAAGGGCCAGAGCUACGAGUACGUCGAGGAGGAUCUUGGCAACAAGAGCGAGCUCCUCCUCAGCUCCAACCCCGUGCACAAGGCGGUGCCCGUGCUGAUCCAUGACGGCAAGCCGGUCUGCGAGUCGUCGGUCGUCGUCCAGUACAUCGACGAGGCCUUCGCCGGCGCCGGCCCAUCCCUCCUCCCCGCCGACCCCUACGAGCGCGCCGUCGCUCGCUUCUGGGCGGCCUACCUUGAAGACAAGUUGGUGGCGCCAUGGAUGCGGCUGUUCAGGGUCAAGACCGACGAGGAGAUGGCCGAGGUGAUGAGGCAGAUGAUCGCGGCGGCGGACGCGCUGGAGGGAGGCUUGAAGCAGUGCUCGGAGGGGAAGGGCCCCUUCUUCGGCGGCGAGAGCGUCGGGUACGUGGACGUCCUCCUGGGUGGCAUGAUCUCGUGGGUGAAGGCGACGGAGGUGUUCACCGGUGCCAAGAUCAUUGAUGCCGCCAAGAUGCCGCUGCUGGCCGCGUGGAUGGAGCGCUUCUGCGAGCUCGACGCGGCCAGGGCGGUCCUGCAGGACGUCGGCGCGUUGGUCGAGACCGAGUACGCCAGGGCGGUGCAGGCACGGUUUGCCGCCGCAGCUCCAAACAAUUAGUAGUGGAACACUGGGAUCCGGCAUGGCGACGUGACUCCAAACAAUUAGUAGUCGGACAUACUCCUACGAGUCUGUUUAUGGGGAUUUGAUCGAGAUUAUUCGAUGCGGCCGGUGGUUGUCUGUGCAUCUGUAAUAACGUAGGGAAUCUAGGGAUGCAAGUGGUUAGCAAAUAGUAAUUCAGUGUCACUAUCUCAGUUUGUUUCUAUCUUGUUACUUUACUUUGAGAUUCAUAUUUAAUAAAAUAGGUUUUGCGUUUGAUUGAGUGACCCAGAGAUGAAUAAAAUUCGCAUCUUUGUGUUC